AUGGGGACGGUUUUGCUACUGUGUCUAUUAUUCUGGGCUUCUCCGUGCUCGCCGACGAUACCGCUGUAUUUAGGCGGUUUUUUCCCGUUACAUUUACAGUACAUGGCUCAGUUACUCGAUUCGGCUAAUCUGGCUGUGGAGCAUGUCAACGACAACGAUGACGUGUUAUUUGACUAUGAAUUGAUAUUACUAUUUAACAACACACAGGGUACAACAGGUGUAGCAAUGGACGCAUUGUUUUAUCAAUUAUUCAAUCCACCAACAAAAAUUAUGUUUGUUGGACCCAUGAUGUCGUCAAAUGCGGAAGUUACAGCUGAACUGACUGGUCUGUGGAAUAUUGUACAGGUUUCAUAUGCAGGUUCAGCCCCGUCGCUGUCCAACCGAGUGAAGUAUCCUUAUUACUUUCGCACCUUGCCCGCAAUGGACGGUUUCAAUGCAGCUAUAUUAGCUUUUAUUAAAACGUUCAACUGGUACCGUAUAGGAAUAAUUUAUGAACCAGCGGAACCAUACACAUCAACUAUACACGAUUUAUUGCUAAGAGUUUCCCAUGCGAAUAUUACAAUUGCAUGCAUAGAGUCGAUACCAGAUGACCCCGCACAACGGAUUAUUCAUUUGAAGAAUAAAGACGCCAGGAUAAUAAUUGGCAUUUUCAGUCCGGAAAUGGGAGCAAAUAUAUUCUGUGAGGCUUACAAACAUGGAAUAUAUGGGCCAAAGUAUGUGUGGAUUAUACUUGGAAUAUUUGGACCUGAAUGGUGGAUUCGAGAUGCAGAUUUAUUGGACUGCACAACAGAUGAAAUGAAUGCCGCAGUAAGGGGAUAUUUCGCUAUAUCAUGGGCCACGUGGAGUUUGGAUACUGGACCUACAAUUUCUGGAAAGGGACCAGUGGCAUUCACAGAAGGCGGUGACAGAAAAGGAGUAUUGGCUAUUGAACAAAAUAUAGAUUCCGUAGAAGUUGAAAUUGGCAGAUAUUACGCGGAUAGUGAUGACAUUGUUUGGAGUUUCACAGCUGAUGAAAUCUGGCAAACCCAUGGUGGGCAACCUCCAGCGGACGAAGAUACCACUGUCACCACUGUGUAUCAUAUUACUGUAUCGACAUCCGCUUCUUACAUCAUGUCAAUCUUGUCGGUAUGUGGCGUAUUAACUGCGAUGGGGUUUCUUGUCUUCAACUGUACUAAUCGGAAGAAGAGAGUGAUCAAAAUGUCAAGUCCAAACAUAAACAACGUCAUGGUGUGCGGCUGUGUACUAACAUAUUCCAGUGUAGUGUGCUUCGUACUGGAUCGUGGCCUUUUGUCAAGGGACGGGUUUCUACAUGUAUGUCGGGCACGUCCCUGGAUCCUCUCUUUGGGUUUCACAUUAGCCUACGGGGCAAUGUUCAGUAAGACAUGGCGAGUGUACACUGUAUUCACCAAUAAAACACCAAAACGUAAGGCCGUAAAGGAUCAACAGCUUUUUACAAUGUUAGCAGUCAUGGUUGCCAUAGAUAUUGCUAUACUGGUUGCUUGGCAACUUGUGCAUCCGCUGAUAAUUAUUGAGACUGAAGUCAAUACUGUGGUGAGAGAAACAGAUGACACAGUAUGGAAUGAUGUUUACAUUAUUCAGAGCUGUUCUACGAUUAAUUCCAGAAAUUUCAUUAUAGUCUCAUAUACGUACAAAGGCCUGUUAUUGAUAUUCGGUACAUUUCUUACUUGGCAGAUAAGAUCUGUAACCAUACCAGGGUUGAAUGACAGUAAAUAUGUAGGAUUGUCGUUAUACAGCGUAGUUAUUAUCAGUGUUAUUGGAGUACCUAUAUCUUUAGUCUUGGAGGAAAACGUCAACGCCUUGUCCAUUAUUAUCAGUGCCUUUAUAUUGUUCUGUACAACGAUGACGUUGUUACUAGUGUUCGUACCAAAGGUGAUGGCAGUAAGACGUGGGGAUGACGGCAUGGGAGCAGCGGUAAACGAUGCCUCCAUUUUAGACGACGAGACAACACAGAAUUCGCAGAGAAGGGUCAAUACUGUCGCUACCAUGACAACAGAGUGA
This is a messenger RNA of Saccoglossus kowalevskii, 2019 nucleotides long. RefSeq names its product gamma-aminobutyric acid type B receptor subunit 2-like. Gene Ontology annotation, biological process: gamma-aminobutyric acid signaling pathway; G protein-coupled receptor signaling pathway. NCBI's taxonomy places the organism in Eukaryota, Metazoa, Hemichordata, Enteropneusta, Harrimaniidae. Gene Ontology annotation, molecular function: G protein-coupled GABA receptor activity. The record is from RefSeq and is a predicted model, not a curated record. Gene Ontology annotation, cellular component: G protein-coupled receptor heterodimeric complex; membrane.